AUGAUUCUGUGCUACUCUCCAUCGUUAUUUCAUAUCGAAAGUAGCGUUGAAUAUAUCACUUAUACCUUGCUUGGCUUAAAUCAUCAUCCACACAAGAUCAAUCAUAUCAAUAAUCAGUCGACUAAACUAAAUGUAUCCAUGUCCCAAAAUCUUGAGAUCUAUAUCAAGUCAGAAUUGAAUGUUGCUUCAAAUCAAUCGCGACUUAUUUCACUGCGUCGUUUAACGAUACCUAUCUACCCGAAUCCACAAUCACUUAAAAAACCAUUUUCAUUGAUAUUGAAUAACACUCUUUUUGAUACUUGCACGACUCCGGAAGAGCAUGAAAUGCAUGAGUUUAUUCCAUAUACCGGUAGCGAAGACGAUGUAAACACGGUGCAGUUGUCUGAAAUGUAUAUGCCAGAUCAUACAAUUAUCAAUCAAAAACCAUUAUCUGCAACGACAUCAUUUCCACAUCGACAUAAUCUUUCCAUGCAUCGAACGUUGACACAUUUGAAAAAUAAGAUCAAACCUCAUCGAGCAGUGAAAAAAACUGAUGACUAUGAGAAAAAUCAUGGUUUUCUUGUAGUUGAAGACAUUGAUUCGGAUCUAGUCUUACUUUCUGACGAUAGUUUUGAUCAACAAGCAACGCAACAUGCUCAACCGUGUGUGCAAGUUAAUGAUCUCAAAUUUGAUUCUAAUCAAAUCCAAUGUGAUGCGGCGUUCGCAGGUCUAUGUAAUCUAUCAUCAUUCGCUGUGUCACAAUCAAUGCUAGGUGCAGCAAGAAUACUGGACGAUGAUACUGAUGGGUUCGACUGGCAAGCAACGCGGGCUUCCGAUGAGUGUACUGCACCCGAAGCUGAUCUAUUAAACUUGUCCAAUGUACAGUUAUCUGAAGCGAUAGUAACUUCACCAUCUUCGACCAAUUCGUCACACCAUCAAUAUUCCGAUGUUGAUCGUUCGUUACUCAGCGAUACUGAAUAUGUUGAAGCGCAACGAUUGGAUUUAGAACGACUCACAAUGCUUGAAGUUCGAUUAGUUCAAACACGACGAGACUUAGAGACAGAUUUAGAGACUGAUUUAGAAUUUAACGACUUAUUCAACCAAGCAUUCCAAACUAAUUUAAAUCUUAAAAAGGAACUUCAAGAAUUGAAACAGGAUUACGAUCAUAUCUAUUCAACAUGGUCUUGUAAACAGUGCUCGUGUGAUAAUGAACCGUAUCACAUAACCCAAUUGGAUAUAAUCAUGUCAUCUGCGACGAACGAUACGACAAAUCAAAACAGUGACAAAUUACCAGUACAAGAAUCAAUCGAUUCUCCUCAUAUAGAAAAUCGAACAUUUUGGAAUGAUCCGGCAGGCAAUCGGAUUAGUUUCGAAGAUGCGCCGCAACUCGAGUACGACGAACACGACAUCAAUCUAAUUGCUGAUCGAGAAGUUGAUGAUUAUGGAAUAGAGUACGAUCCAUCUUCCAUUACCGUUGAUGAGUCAUCAAGAAGUCACAGGGCGUUGAAAGGACAUAUCACAUCUGAUGGAAUUAUCGAUGACGAUUUUGAGAAGGAGUUAGGAUACCAAGCAGAAGUCGUUCACGACACUGAAGAUCCAGAUUAUAGUUUAAUCAAGAAAAUUGCUGAAUAUGGUAUCGUUGAAUUGUGUGGUGAAGAUAGAUUUGGUCGAAAAACGAUUAUCUGUUCGGCGUGUCGUUUACCACAUGAAAAUGUUAUUCGAAACAGUGAAUUUCAAACAGUAGACAAAUUCUAUGAUUGUUUACUGAAAUACAUACUGAAGACAUUUGAUCAAUAUGCGGAUAUGGACUACGUGAUUAUCUACUUUCAUUAUGGCCUACAUUCACAUAAUCGCCCGUCGUAUACUUGGUUAUUGAAAGCUUAUAUGAAUAUAGAUCGAAAAUACAAGAAGAAUCUGAAAGCAUUGUAUGUUGUUCAUCCCACGACUUGGAUUAAAUUUCUUUGGCCAUUUCUUCGUUCGAUCAUCAGUGUAAAAUUUUCCAGUAAAUUGAUUUAUAUUAAACGAAUUGGUCAAUUAACGGAAUAUGUACAUUUGGAGAAUAUUAAAAUUCCAAGUGAAGUCAAGUCUAUUGAUCCACUCGUUCCAAUACCAAUUCCACCACAAGAGACGAAACCAACGACGAAAUUCAACGUUUCACUUCAAUUCAUUCUCGGCCACGAACAAGGUGAAACCAUUCCACUUGUUGUCCGACAAACAGUUGAUUUUGUCAAAAAUUAUGGACUCAAUGAACCUGGAGUAUUCCGUCGCGCGGCUCCUGUAACCUUAAUUAAACAAAUUCAAGAACGAUACAAUGAGGGACAACCGGUCGCGUUUCAACAGUACGGUGAUGUUCAUCUGGCAGCAUGUGUCUUGAAAACAUUCCUACGCAACUUAACAGAACCUCUGCUUACCUACAAGUUGUAUCCUGAACUUAUUGGUCUUUCAGGUACAUUGAAAAGACAACACCAAAUCGCUGUUAUUCAAGAUUUGAUUAUUCAAAAACUACCACAACAAAACUAUAAUGUUCUAAAAUAUUUGAUCGAGUUUCUCAAUUUAGUUUCGAUCUACUCGGAUACGAAUCUGAUGACUACAACGAACCUUUCGAUUGUUUUUGGACCGAAUCUCGCAUGGUCUGAUGAUAUGCAAAUGAAUACAUUGGCAAAUAUCUCAUCAAUUAAUGCCGUUACCGAAACAUUAAUUGCUCAUUACACUGAACUUUUCCUCAAAUAA
Messenger RNA from Adineta ricciae, 2709 nucleotides. The record is from the annotation of a GenBank genome assembly. Lineage: Eukaryota; Metazoa; Rotifera; Eurotatoria; Adinetida; Adinetidae.